Molecule: messenger RNA, 3547 nt
Organism: Sycon ciliatum
Lineage: Eukaryota; Metazoa; Porifera; Calcarea; Leucosolenida; Sycettidae
Product: 227 kDa spindle- and centromere-associated protein-like
Exons: 7
Coding region: 528-3128 (866 amino acids)
Biological process (GO): regulation of modification of synaptic structure; regulation of neurotransmitter receptor transport, endosome to postsynaptic membrane; neurotransmitter receptor transport, endosome to postsynaptic membrane
Cellular component (GO): glutamatergic synapse; extrinsic component of postsynaptic early endosome membrane; postsynaptic recycling endosome
Source: RefSeq, a predicted model, not a curated record
AUGGUGUGCAGUGUUGGCCUUUUCUUGUGGACCCACGCGAACCUGAACCUGGUACGAUACGAGUCAUGGACAUCUACGAGUUUCCUUUCCUGUAAAAAAAUAUCCUUAUCAGAAUGCCCGUACAUGUAGACUCUACACAAGGCUCAAGUCUCGACUCAAGAACUACUCUUAUUGAUCAAGAACACCUGAAGCUGAAGUGAAGGCUGUGCCUGUGUGCACGCAGACCACUCACUGGCGGCCGGUACUAGGCGGUAGACCUCUACAUCAUGGUAUGUUACUUGAUCGUUGACGUUUUGCCAGAUCUGUGGUUGUUUACUUUUCGGAUUGUUUCCGGCAGUCAUCCUCCGCGUUUUCCCCGGCCUCGCUCGACUUCAAGCACAAUACUUGAGCAUGGCUAUCCCAAUGUAGCAGUGAUAAAAAGGGACACGUGCUCUUUUUCAUUCCAGUAAACUUUCAGUCCUUGCACCAGCUCACGUAGCACUUGUCACCGUUGAGGGCUAAGAGAAUUGUGAAAGGAUUACAGUAAGAUGUCUCGUUUGACACCAUCCGCCCUCAAGUUUCAGCUGCCUGAUAUGCGAGCAGAUUCGAAGCAGAAAAAAGCAACAAAGCAGGAUGAGAGUGCAGGCUCAGAGUCGACAACACCGUCGUCAUCAGCACACCAUAGUGCUGAUGGAAGCAUACGAGGUCUCCGUUCCAUGAGUGGCUUGUUGGGUGGUCUAGGCCGACGCAAGGAUCAGACAUCUGAGUUGACGGAUGAAAGUCACCGCUACCUUCAAGAGAAGUUUGAGAGUGCUAAGGAAGAUUUUCAACACCAGACAUCUGAGCUUUUGCGGGAGCUCUCCAAGGUGUAUAGCGAGAAAGAUGCGCUUGAGAAGGAGAGAGAUGAGUUGACCUCGCAACUUUCAAUCUCUACCGUGUCCAGCCGUGUCCACUCCGGAUCCUGCACACCGACGAUACCCAUGUUGUCUGGUUCAGGCUGUGCUGCUAUGGAAGCUUCCCGGGACUGUUUCAGUGCAAACAUCACGGACGUGCAGCGUUUGAGAGCAGAGACGAUCGUACUGUCUCGAGCUCUUGCCAUGUCACGUGGGGAGACCACACUCAGUGAACAACACUCUUCAGAUGAGUCGGAUAAGACACGUAGCAUAUGUUCUCUAAUUGAGGAGAAGCUAGAAGCUGGUCUUCUGCAACUUCAGUCUCAUGUUGGGGAGCAUGUAGCUGCUAAAGGUGAUGCUGAGCGCACACCCUCGCUGUCGCCAUCUUGGAAUGACGCCAAACAAAGCAUGCUCGAUGCACUACUCUCCACUAUGGUUCAGUUCACUGCCCCCAGCUGUGACCGCUCGCAGCAGUCAUCACAAGCAGCGCAAACUGAUAACAUGUCAGCUGCACAGCUGCCUGACGAUAUUGAGCUGAGUGUUCUGGUCAAGGAGCGUGACCUGCUACGUACGGACCUGUUGCAGGUGGUGGCGGAGCGUGAUAAUGCCAAGAAGACCGCACAAGAAGAUCUUGCGAAAUGGAAAAACAAGGCAAGGAGCAAGCAGAGUACACUGGUCAAGGUUCAAGCUGAGAAAGACCAGCUGUACACUCAGUAUAGUAAGUGCUCUGACCGUGUAGCUGAGUUGGAGAGUGAGUGUACGCAAGUGCGUGAUGAGUUGGCAUACAUGCAAAGUCGCCUGCUGACACGCAAUGAUGGCGCUGCUCAAGUCACUGAAGGUCUCCGGGAGGAGAUUGUUGAUCUGCAGGCUCAGUUAGGAGAGGCUAGGCGAUUUGCUGCAGGUUUAGACUCCUCUUUGAUCAAUUCUGGCACUCCUAAUAGGGUUCCUAUGCUGGAGGAAGAAAUUGCUGCUCUGAGCAGAGAGAUUGAGUCCCUGGGUGCCAAACUUACUAGCACUGAGCAAAUUGCUGAAAGCCGUAAGUCCUUGGCUGAUGAACUAGCAGUUGAAAAGCAAUCGCUACUUGAUCAGUUGAAUAUGCAAGCGAACCAACAUAAGGAGUUGCUGGAGAGGAAAGAGCAGGAGAUCCUAUCAUUGCAGGGUACUGUCAGUGAACUUGAACAUCUACAGGAAGCCAUCUCGUCCCUGGAAGCUCUGAAAGAUGAACUUUCCCGAUCUCACAAGGACUGUUUAUCUUUGCAGCAAAAAUUGGAGGAGAACAGGAGAGGCCAUGCCAGUCAAUUGAGUGAAAUGCAGCAAGGCCUAUCUGAUGCUGAGGAUCGAUGUUCUGCGCUCUCUGCUGAGCUGAAUGGUGCAAACGAGACGGUGGAUGAAGCCCGCGCAAAGGUUAUUAUUACCGAGCGCAAAGCUGCCGCAACGCUGAAGGACAUGAAGCAUCAACUUACGCUUGAGUCGAAGCGUGUCAGCCGGCUGCAGCAAGAUCUACAGAUUCUUCUGGCGGAGGAAGAAGCACAAGAAGCAGAGUCUAGUAGCUCACCAGACGCAACCGGUGCGGUUUCAUUGGCAAGAGCACCUGUUGAGAUGAUGAAGAGAAUGACCAGCUUGUCGUCUGCCAAAUUUGAAGACAUGUUAUCUUCAAUUGGCAAUCUAAGUAUGGAGAAUGGAUCUUUUCUGAAAAAGCGCGUAUUGUCUGAUGCGGCACACAGCAGUAACACAAGUUCCCACGUUUCCUCCCCUGACAUCCAGGAGGGGGCAGUAGUAGCACAUGUACCUGUGAAUGACAAGCGCUAUCUCUACAAGAGUUUCUCUGAACUAGAAGCCAUCAUUUGCAAUCUGCAAACUGAGAAACGUGACCUGGGGGAACGUGUCAGUCAUUUGGAACAAAAUGCCGCUGGCAUGGCUGAUGAGUUGGUGGAGAAAUCUGCCAUAAUUCGGUCAUGCCUUGGGUCCCAGACUUCUGUUGGCACAAGUGGAAAGUCCAUGUCUUCUUCCAUUCUCUCUCCAUCCAUGCCUGCCAACCUAUUCAAGAAACUCACUUCCUUUGGAGAAUCGCCAUCAGAUUCACCAACUCACGUGGAUGACUCUGAUAAUGUUGAUCUUCUUCAGCGUCGUGUUGAGGAGGGUAUAAUAAAGGUCACACAUCUUGAGCAGACAGUUGGUGACUUGAUGGCUGAUAACAACAGGCUGCAAGUGGAGAGAAAUCACUUGUUACAGAUUGUCGACUCUAUUGGUCAGUAGCUAUGUUCAGUUGACUUUGCUGCUUUCUCACCCGACCCCAGCUGGCUCUAUAUCGUCACUUUCAAUCACAUUCUGCUGCUUCCACUGGCAUCGACUGAUUUGGAGUCGAUUUGACGCUGCAUUUUCUGUGCAGACUUGACCUAGAAUGUUGAUUGUGCUACUUUUUUAUUUUAUGUUUUUAGUGAAUAUGACUGGAGUAAACAAGGAGACAAAUUGUCAUCAGAUUUUUAGAAACGUUCAAUUCAAAUUUGGAAAUCGUAUUUAUUUGGAUCCAUUUUUUUUAGCUAAGAUGGUCACAUUUUCCACGCAGUCGUACCAAUGGUGCAAUAUGCUUUCACACUCUCUGCAGUUGCUUUGUCAAAAUCAAUGUUUCCCAAGCACACACUACAAGUCAUGUAAUAAUUAUGCUUUCGAUCUCA